GACUUUAUUAUAAUGUGUAAUCAUCUAUCUAGAGUCCUAAAACUGUUCCCAGGUUCACAUUGACCUCCAGUCUAGUCCAGGCUGUGUAAAAACCUGCUGGUAGUUCCUCCACACCGCCUGUUGGUGGCGCUGGAGAGCUAUCUCCUCACUCCCAGGGAACAAAGAAGUAAACAACUUUGUUUUUCUCAGACCAGACUUGAUUUUUGUUCUGAGUCCUUUUGAAAUGAAUGAAAAGAGUUACCCUAAUGAGAAACAUAGCAGUUUUUCUUUAGAUUAUGGAUUGUUUCAAAGUUUGGAAGCAAAGUCAGUUCUUCCCAGAAAUAGUUUUAUUUGAAGUUAAUGUGUUCAGAGAAAGCUGGAUGGUUGCUGUGAUUCAUGCAUGCGGCCUCGUUGUUGCACAAGUUUUCUUUAUUUGGGUGUGUGGUACGCCUUGAUUACUGGAGUUUGAAUGACUGCAGAUGUUUUUCAUGCAGGGAUUUGGUGGCAUGUGCUGCAUGCUUUGUGUUAGCGGUGUGUUUUCUGUAACAGCAUGUUCAAAGCAACAUGACAGAGUAAACAGCCUCACUGGAACUAUUUCCCUCUGAGCUGCGGGUCUCAUGCUCAGUAAGCCUGUUUUCUUCUAAGAACCUGUAACCAUCAAUCAUCAGCAGGCUGUUUUCCUCUCUGCUGCCUCCACACCCAGUCUGCAUGUUUAUUAUGCUGCCUUCAGGCUCAGUCCGGAAAUAUGGACGUUGUGAAAAGUACUGCACACAAUUUAACAAACUAAGUUGUGAUUAGGAGUAAAAAGUGGGAAUUUUACAUGACAAUCACGUUGUCAAGAUAUACCGGUUGUGUUUAUUGUUGUUGUUUCUUAUUUUUAGUGGUUGUCAUAUUUAGUAAUAUUAACAUCAUGAGUCAGUUUCGCUCUGAGGCUUUGCCCGGGCUUGUUCUCAACACAACGAGGACAACCUGUUUAUAUAAAGAAUGAAAGAUAAGGUUCAUCAUCAGAUGCAUGAAAACAUGUUGUUGUUUUGGCCUGAUGAGAACUUUCUCCUUUGUUUUGUGAUGCUCAAAACAAAACUUCAACGCACUGAAAAUCUAAUGUUGUAACAGUUGUGUUCUUUAACCUGGAUAUAAUAAAAGAUAUCAGUCUGUUUUGUAGCUGCAGCAGCUGCUUUCACUCAUUGUUUCAGAGUGUUUAUUCUUGGAAACAGCUGCUGCUGCGUGUGAUUUCUACUGAUCACCAUUUGAACAUAUCCUGGUGUGUUUUGACUGAAUAAAGCACCUGAAUGCUGUCACAUGUAGCACUGAGAAGUCUGAGCCGAGGAGGAGCCCCUGAAGGCAGCACGGCCUCCUCCAGGAGCCUCUGGAGGCCUUACAUAUUAAAGUUCGAGGCUCCGCCCAGCGUCUCAGCCUGAAAAGGGCUGCACACUUUCAGCUUUAAACUAGUGGAUCAAAGUCUCCAGCAGCCUGAAGAACGCUUUAAAACACUGAGAACAAGAGAAAGAAGGAAGGAAUUACUCCGGUUUGAUUGAGAGGAUUUGCACAAUCAGCGAAAAUGAUUUUCGACAAAUUGAAAAAGUUUGACAUCGUGUUCGAGUCCCCGGAGGUGGACUGUCCCCCGGUGUUCAGCAGCGGGGACGUGGUGUCCGGCCGGGUGGUGCUGGAUCUGUCCGGGGAGACCCGGCUGGACUCCCUGAAGCUCCACGCGGAGGGCUUCGCUAAGGUGCACUGGACCGAGUCCCGGUCCGCCGGAUCCAGCACCGCCUACACCCAGAACUACAGCGACGAGGUGGAGUACCUGAACCGGAGGGAGGUGCUGCUGCAGGCAGAUAACGGUGAAGUGACCGUCCUUCCUGCCGGCAGACAUGAGUUCCCGUUCAGCUUCCAGCUGCCCGAGGAGACGCUGGUCACCUCCUUCGAGGGGAAACACGGCAGCAUCCGUUACUGGGUCAAAGUGAAGCUGCACCGGCCGUGGGCCACCGUCAGGAAGAUCAAGAAGGAGUUCACGGUGAUCGAGCCCAUCGACAUCAACACGCCGGCGCUGCUGGCGCCGCAGGCCGGAACAAAGGACAAGAUGGCCCGAGCGUGGUACCGCAACUUUGGACAGGUGUCUGUAACCGCAAAGAUCGACCGCAAAGGCUACACGCCAGGUGAGGUGAUACCUGUGUUUGCGGAGUUCGACAACUCUACCUCCAGAUCCGUGGUGCCCAAAGCCUACAUCACCCAGACUCAGACCUUCAUCGCCCGCGGCACCAUGAAGCAGAAGCGCGCCGUGGUGGGGACGCUGUGCGGGGACAUCGUGGGGGCCCGGUGCCGGGAGACGUGGCACGGCCGAGCCAUCAAGAUCCCCCCGGUGGGCCCCUCCAUCCUGCAGUGCCGCAUCAUCAAAGUGGAGUACAUGCUGAAGGUUUGUGUUGAUGUUCCUGGAACGUCCAAACUGUGUCUGGAGCUGCCGCUGGUCAUCGGCACCAUCCCGCUCCACCCCUUCGGCAGCCGCACCUCCAGCGUCAGCAGCCAGUACAGCGUCAACCUGGAGUGGCUGCGCAUGGCCAUCCCCGAGCAGCCCGAGCCUCCUCCAGAUUACAGCUCCGUGGUGACGGAGGAGGAGGCCGAGCAGAGGAACACCUCGGUGGUCCGGCCGCCUGCCGAGGACCUCAGUGGGAUCCUGGAGCGCCCCCUCAUGGCUUUUGUCCAAGAAUUUCGCUUCCGACCUCCGCCAGUUUACAGCGAGGUCGACCCGAACCCUCAGCCCAUAAACAUGAGACCUCGCUGCAUGACGUGUUGAACCAUGAGCCCGCCGGAGCGUCAAGCGACUUAACUUAAAGAAACGAAUCACAGAGAUUUGUCUUCUCCUGGAUUACUUCUGUCCGAUAAAUGUGACCCGGUCACGCCGAGUGUCGCGGAGGGACUAGAGCGCCGCGGAGAGUCCAGGAGGCGGAGCCACCAGGAACUGAGUCCAUGAAGAAACGUGGACGCUGAACUGUUACCAGGAAAGUAACUUCUCCACAUCAGUUCCUGUCCUCCCCAAGUGAUUUUUAUGAAGCAAGCUACAAAUACCUCCCAAUCAUCAAUUCCCUCAUGAAGCGAAGUUUGAUAUCUAAGAAGUUUGGGACAUAUUUGGGGAGAUCACUUGAUAAAUGUCAGUAGGAGGGUUGGAGGAGGAAAAAGCGCUCUUGAUAAGUUGAAAUGUUUAGAAGCACAUUGUCAUCUUUGAGUGGCGUAAAGAAGUGCAAUUAUUGUCUUAACUUUCCUCGUCCUGGCAACACGGUCGACCAUAGCAACCUGCCUGGCGAUGAGAUUAUUUCUACUGUUCCUGAAGCACAAACUGUAUCUGAAGGUGUGAUGGUGGAGCAGGAACGUCCAGUCAGCAGGUCGAGAUGUAUUUUAUGCAUGCAGGACAAUAUGUAAAAGGGAAAAAUACCUAUGCCUUAAUUAUCUGCAGUUAAAGAUUGCAUGAGCAUUUCAGGGAGUCGUUCUCUCGUAGAUGAGCAGAGCUGAAUGUAUUCUGCAAGAACAAACCGUUGGAGUGUAUGAGAGGAGCUGUGUUAAUGCAAAGCUGAAAGUCGAUUUCAGCACAGUGAUGAAAUGAGCAGUUUGUGUAUGGAGCUCCUUAGAGUAGCGCUCCCAGCUGCUAAAGAGGAGGAGGAGGAGGAGGAGGAGGAGGAGGAGGAGGAGGAGGAGGAGGAGGACUGAACACGUGGUCUCAGCCUUGAUGGGAGCCAGAUGCCUCAGAAAGAACUCAGCGUUCAGCUGGAGAUGCCACUGAAAUGUUAAAUGUAUGGACUAAGAACAUUCCAAAAACUGACUUGAGGAUUAUGUUUUCUCCUCAACUUCCAAAAAAAAACCUGUUAGGAGUAAGAAAGAAGUCUUCAGGGUCAGAUGUGCGACUUUGGUGGCACGCACUGAAAAAAAAAAGUAUUUUUAUACAAGUUGUUGAUUCACAAUCUUGCCAAAGUUUUGUAAUGGUUUUUCUUUUCCAAUAAAAUGAGAUUAAAAUUA
Centropristis striata (black sea bass) is the source of this 3981-nucleotide messenger RNA. It is a transcript of the gene arrdc2, whose product is annotated as arrestin domain containing 2. The record is from RefSeq and is a predicted model, not a curated record. Gene Ontology annotation, cellular component: cytoplasm; plasma membrane. The coding region runs from base 1538 to 2767 and encodes 409 amino acids. The transcript is spliced from 7 exons. NCBI's taxonomy places the organism in Eukaryota, Metazoa, Chordata, Actinopteri, Perciformes, Serranidae. Gene Ontology annotation, biological process: protein transport.